Molecule: messenger RNA, 3270 nt
Organism: Striga hermonthica
Lineage: Eukaryota; Viridiplantae; Streptophyta; Magnoliopsida; Lamiales; Orobanchaceae
Source: the annotation of a GenBank genome assembly
AUGGAAGAUGUAACAAAUACUGCUUUAACCAUCUCCCACAUCAUUCAGCGUGGCCGCCCCCUCACGGCCGCCUCACCUCUCGUCGCCGCCCGUCCUAUCUUCAUCUCAAAGCCCCAAAAGAAUCCUGGCCAUGACAAUCGGAAGAAACCCUCUUCUGCCACCCUGCAAGAUCCUAACCCUAAGACUCUCGAACCUUUGAAUCAGCCGACCACCCUCAUCGGAGCUCUUACACUGCCCUCUUUCUUUGAGCUUACCUCACCGAUUAAGUGCAGUUGCUUUCAGUUUUCUGAUUAUUCCGCUACCAUUUGCUGUGACGUCUUGGACUUCGACCCAAUAAUGAUUGGCAGAGAGAUUAAGGUCCUCGCUUGGAAUUUUAUUCCUCUGAAAUGUGAUAAUAAGGGUGUCAAGAGUGGGUUUCUGGAGAUUAUUUCCUGGGAUUUUCUCCUAGCAUGGACUGGGGAAGUUUGUUGUUCUCCGAAUUUGGGUCCGUUUUGCUUGAAUUUUGGAGCUUGUGACGUUAAGGAUAAAAUCAAAACUAGCUGUUUGAUUUUUGGUGCUAUUGAGUCCAUAAGUCCUGUAUUUGUUGUUCCUUGCACAAAUGGUGAGAGUAGUUCGAAAAAUGUUAGCGGGUUUCUUGUUAGUCUUCUUACCUGUCAAUGCAAAUUUUGUGCUUCGAAAUUUCUGGUACAGCAACUGAAAGAUCUGAGUGAGAUUAAUGUCAAAGACCAUUAUUUUUGUAAGACAGCGAUUGCGUACUUUUGUGCCUCGACAUCAUCAUGGCAUCCCAUGAUGUCACGGUUUAUUGGCAACAUAGUUCUUCUAAGGGGUUUAAAGAAAAGACUGGUUUAUAUAAAGAAAGAAGAGUCUCAACUGAUGCACGUAACAACAGAUGAAACAUCAUUGCACAUUGCUAUGGUCAAGGAUCAAGGUCGUAUUCACAAUGCAGAAACCAGAAGAAAUGCUGAAUUUGGUAGCUAUACUGGGGUCAUUACUGGAAUGGCUCAGAAGUAUGCUACAUCCCUUUUGCCAUCAUCGGUUUACCGAUCUCAGGCAAAGGGCUUCAGACUAGUCAUAGAAGGCAUGCACCCAAAGCUGGUUGACUUCGAUUCAACCAUAUAUCAGCCUUUAUCUUGCCGAAGUAUUUUUAGUAAUGCGCUACCCCUAAAAAGGAUGAAGUUGUCGAUCUAUCUAUGUAACUGUUUGAUUGAUGAAGACUCUAGAGGCCAUUCUGUUUUCUUUGAAUUGAAUGAGAAGUCCGAGAAGCUUGAAAAUGCAAAAUUUCACUUGCUUUUGUUGACAUACAAAUUUCCUAUUAAGCAAAAGUUUCAAGGAGAUCUAGCAAAGGGGUCCAACAUGUUUGCUCAGGCAAUCAUCUUGCCCUGGGAUUUGCUUCUUGAUGGGGCAAGUAGAGAUACGGUCAUGAUCGUGGCUCCCUCAGAAUAUAGUAAGGUUUCUGUAGAAAGCAUAGCCAGACAUGAGAACCAUCUUGUACAUAAGAGAAGAAAACCUGAGCAAAUUCCAAUCAAGGUUUCCAAUGGUGGUCUGAAUGAUGCUCGGAAUGGAAUAAGUGAUUCCUGUAGUUCUUGCAGCAACCCUUGCGUUUGGAAUAAUCCACUAGAACUGCCUUGUGUAGUUGCCACUAAAGGUGUAAGUUGUUAUUGCACGGGUAUGCUUUUUUGUGCUAAUGAGCUUACUGAGAUUGUUUGUGUCUGCAAACUACCAAUGAGGAAGGUAUUACUGGAAUUCGACCCUGAUAGCUUUAGCAGAUACGAGGUGUCCAAAAUUGGUCGUUGUUACCUAGUUUCACAUCAAGAGGAAGACAUGUUAUGUUCUAUAAAAGAAAAUUAUCAAGUCAGCCGUGCUAAAGUUAACGUUAGUUCUGGUACCAUUCUCAGAAGUAUUUCGUUCUCAUCAAUCGAAAGUCUCCAUAGUUCUCAUCUCUCCAAUGAAUUUCCAUGUCCGCCCAAUAAUGAGGUGGACAGUAAGAUUCAUUCAGAAAUUAGCGUGUUUGUCCCUUCCAGUGCUCUAAAUUUACUGGAGAGUUUCACUAAGGCAUGGGAGAGGGGUCCUUCUGGGCCAAAUUACUCUCUCGAGGAAGUUGACAACCCUGACCUCGUUCAGCCUGUGAUAGAUGCAUCCAUGCAGUCUUUAAGCAUUUCACGUUCUAAUUGCAAUUUGCCCGAAGGAAACCUAAUAACUUUACACGGUCCUGUAGUUGCUUUGCAUGAAUGUAAUGAUGAUGCUUUUCCUGCACAUUCUAAGCCUAUCAUAGCUGGUGAAGGUUAUUUACCGAUGUUUCACAAUGGGAAUGGUGGUGGUGUAUGUGUGCAUGUUUUGGUGGACAGUCGAAUGGCCAGAAUCAUCUGUGAUGUAGGUAAACAAACUUUCCCUGUUGGCUUAGGCAGGGAUACUUAUGCAACCUUUCACCGGAUCCUCGUAGUAAGUGGGCAGGACAAGUAUAUGAUGACUCCUGUAUCUUUCAUCACAAUCAACAACACAUCCUUGAUGAAUAAAAUACUAGCUGACGAGGAAUAUGAUGCCUGUACACCUGCUGUAGGCUUAACUGGUAGAACUAUUCCGGAAGUCAUUCCCAUAUCACUAAUCUGUGAUGCAUUCCAAUUGUUAGAGCCUAAAGCGAUGCAAUUUCAUUGCAGGGUUGUAGCUGUUUAUACACUUCUAGUGGAGAAAGCUGGAACAAGUGCAGUUUCUCAAUCAAGUGCAACCUCUGAACAAUCUGCUUUGGGGAUACCAUUUGCUGGUUUUGUCAUAGAUGAUGGGUCAUCCUGCUGCUGCUGUUGGGCUGACUCUGAGAGGGCUGCAAUGUUACUUGGGUUGGAGCCCAAAGAGCAUUUACUUCAAGAUUCAGCAGAAACUUUGGGGGUAUCCAAAUCUGGCACGGGCUCACAAUGCAGCUCCACUAUAAACCAACUCAACCAGAUGUUAGAGAAGCAUGGCAGAAUUGUGGUGAAAAAUUAUGGGUCCUUGUUUGAUUCUUCGUGCCAAGACCUUUCAUUUUCUGUUGGUUCGGAUGGAUUAAUUGGUAGCUCGGAUGAAGACCUUCUUAGAAGCUUGAUUGCUGAUGCUAUUUCCAGUGUGUCUUGGACUAUUGAUGGCAACCUCAUGGAUGCAAAACUUUGUAGCUGGUUGCAAGAGCACUUAACUAAAGUGGAUAUGGCGGUUCCAACACUGUUGAAUAUAUGGGCGAGAAAUGUUGGUCACACGGACGUGCUUGAAGAAGCUAGGAACAUCAUUCGAGGGUUCAAACUAUGA